UGCAAACGGGAGCUGCCCGUGUUCCAGCUGCGCUACCCGCCGGCGCAGACCCUGCGCGACUUCCAGCGCCGCCAGCCCUACCAGUACCUGCACUAUGCGCUCUUCAAGUCAAAUAAGAUCGAGAAAGCAGUGUCUGCUGCCCACACCUUCCUGCAGAAAAACCCCAAACAUGAGAUGACCUUGAGGUACCUGAACUACUACAGGACGAUGCUGGAUGUGGAUGAAUACCUGGUUGACCUGGAAGCUCAGCCCUAUGAGCCAAUAUUCGUGCGGUCGGUGAAGCUGUACAACAAUGGGGAUUUCCGGAGCAGCGCAGCCGACAUGGAGCAGGCGCUGGCCGAGUACUACAAGGCGUACGAAGAUUGUCUGGCCGGCUGCGAGGGUGCCUACGAGCUUCAGGAGUUCAAGGACUUCUACCCUGCCAUCGCAGACCACUUUGUGAGCGUGCUGCAGUGCAAGGUGGACUGCGAGACUGAGCUCACUCCCAACGUGGGCGGCUACUUUGUGGAGAAGUUUGUGGCCACCAUGUACCACUACCUGCAGUUCGCUUACUACAAGCUGAAUGACGUGCAGGACGCGGUGCGCAGCGUCUCCAGCUACAUGCUCUUCGACCCGGGUGACACCGUGAUGCAGCAGAACCUGGUCUAUUACCGCUUCCACCGCGAGCGCUGGCGCCUGCGGGACGAGGACUUCGAGCCGCGGCCGGAAGCCAUGCGCUACCACAACCAGACGGCCACUCAGAAGAAGAUGCUGGAAUUUGCCCGGCAGUACCUGCAGGAUGAUGAUGAGAUGGAGGUGGAUGGUGGUGAGGGGCCAGAGCUGCUGGACCUGCCCUCUGAUGGCGAGUUCGAGGGUGAAGGUGACUACGAGGAGGGCUUCUUCGCAGAGUGGUGGCAGGAACCCAAGACCAAAGGAGAUAAAGACGAACAAGAGAUCCUAUGAUGAGCCAGGUGAAGGGGCACCUGGCACCAGCUGAGCUGGAUGGCGGUGGCUCUGUGAUGCCAUCUCGGGGACAUUGGGCUUUGGGCUCCUCCCAGCCACUGGUAGGAGCUCAGACUCAUGGGGAGGGGCUGAUCCUGCCUAGCAUCCUGCAGCAGGGCUGCCUUUGCCACCUGGAUGUCUGCUGCCCUGGCACAGCCCAACUCCCAUCACUGGAACGCCAGCAGCCCUGAACGUCCCUGCCUGCCCAGGGGCCUGGGCCACCCCUGCCCCCAGUGCCCCAGGAGCCUGACCAGCAGUGAUGCCUCACAGCACUGGGGUUUUCUGUGUCCCUCAGCUGCUCCCCAGGAUCUGUGGAUGAUGCACCAGGAUUGACCCCUGUGUUGUCUUGGGGGGCUUAGGGGGCUACCCCUACUUUGGGAGCAGUGCACAAUGCUGCUGGAGCUGGUCAUGCCCCUUCCUGUGGCUCCAUGAGGCUCCUGCUCCUGUUCCUCCAGCCUCCCAGGCACAGCCCAGGUCCCCUUGGAGUCCUCAGCCUGGUUCUACAGGGGACUCCCGCUGUGCCAGGUGCCUGUGUCACCAUGGGACUGCAGCCUUGUCAGGCUGUGGUGCCUGUGCCCUGCCCGUGCCUUGAAUUUUUGCCACACCAGCCCUCUAUAGCCUUAAGCUCCGUUAAUUUAAGAUUUCCCCUCUUGCACAGUUGUUCUUUUUAUAUAUUUACUGGUGCUGAACUUUGAAUAAAAUCCAGACUGGUCUUUUCA
Molecule: messenger RNA, 1700 nt
Organism: Cyanistes caeruleus (blue tit)
Lineage: Eukaryota; Metazoa; Chordata; Aves; Passeriformes; Paridae
Gene: P3H4
Product: prolyl 3-hydroxylase family member 4 (inactive)
Biological process (GO): collagen fibril organization; peptidyl-lysine hydroxylation
Cellular component (GO): endoplasmic reticulum
Molecular function (GO): protein binding; collagen binding
Source: RefSeq, a predicted model, not a curated record